GUUAUGUACGACUAAAAUGGAACGCUCGUAUGCACGGCGGUUUCUAAUCAGGUCCCCUGGCUCUGAGACCUCGCAACAUAACUGGUCACACAAACGUUCCUCUCAGGAUUGUGUUUGGUUCGUGGCAAUCCGCCCGCAAUACCUUUCCAGCCACAUUAUAGGGCCCCCGUACGGAUACCAGGUGGCAUAUAUCCUCUGACCUCUGUCGAGUGUAACUGCUGAGCCACCAGGACAUGCUUGAAUGCCACAGUUAACACCAGUCUUCUUCCUUCUAACUCAGCGCUGCGUACUAAGGUACCUGCUCACGGUACAGUUGAUGAUUAUUCUAGACUUCUUCCCCUUACGUUACCCAGCGUCGACCCCCCCAAUAAAAAACAGCUUAUACCCAACGCUUGCAGAUCGAGUUGCCUUGGCCCAACUACUCGAACCGACUCGCAGUAAAGGACGAUGCCACCACUCUCUAGCACCGGGUCCACCAGAUCACCUUUCUGGUUCUAUGAGGGCGAUGGCGAUUUUGGGGGCUCAGAAUUCCAAUGCCGAGUGUUGCAAUCAGAUGGCAAAGAGGUCAAGGAGAUCAUGCUUGACAACCCCGAGAAGUGGGAGCAAUGGUUCAAGAACUCUGAAGAAAGACUUGAGCGCUUGCCGAAUCCGGACAACGGCAUUGCGCCGGGAUAUGAGAUCUUGCUAUCCGCCCGUGUUACACCAAUAACUCACGGCAUCGAGGCGAGCCUAACCGAUCUGCCCGUUUCCUCGGCGUACUGGAAGCGCAUUGUUAAAUGCCUCUUCGUUGACAAGUCACUUCUCACUGUCAUGGAUGACGACCAAUCUCGCACAUGUUCGUAUUAUUUCCCGACCGAGAUAAACCAGGCCAAGACCGAAGUUUAUAACGCCAGCGUGUCGGCACCUUUCCCCGGGAGGUUCGCCGUUUCUUCUACGCAUUUUGUUGACUCCCGCUUCACCACUGCCGUGUUUUUCGGCUGCGACAGCCGUCAGAUGGACAGGAUUUCCUAUAAUCUCAAACAGUCUCCUCACAUCAAAUCGCAUCGGCUCCUCCCUGCUUGGCUGUUUAUAGAGCUCCAGAAAUACCGAAUGGAAAGGCAGGUUACUGAGGUCAUGAUGGGUGCGAGCGACGUAUUUACCAGAUUUUUUCUCUACGAUCCGGAAAAAAGGGCGUCCAGUCUAAAGGCCUUGCUUAGAGGACAGAGUUCUAAACAGUCUUGGAUAGACCACAGCAAGGUGCGGAAGUGUCGUUUGGACGCCCGUCUUGUGAUUGACGAGAUCAGAAGCACGCAGGCCCAACUCUGGGCGCUUUUGCAUGGAAUGGAUGAUAUGGACAAGUCGCGUUCGUCGCAAAACCAUUCGAGGCCCGACCUGAGUUCUAGGCCGACAUGGAGUGAGUCGUCGGCGGUGUCACCACUGGACCAGCAGAGCGAGACCAAGGCUGGCGCUGAGCAGCCCAAGUUAGUACCAGACCAUUUUACUGAGUCCCCCUCGAGCGGGGAAACGUUGCUACACAAGUUGAGGGAAAUCUCCUUUGACUUCGACGCCAUGAUAUCGAAGUGCCAGAGAGGGUCAGACGACAUGGCCUAUACAAUCGAUUCUUACAUGGCAGAGAUCAACACCGAAUUGGCCGCUGCCGCGGCAAGAGACGCCAGAGCAAGCAAGGCACUCGGAUUCGCGGCUAUGGUGUACCUUCCAAUCACUUCGUUGGCAACUAUUUUCGCCAUGCCAAUCUUUGACUGGAAAGCGCGCUGGCUAGACCACAACGGCCACUACGUCCCCGCUCAACCUUCUCCAACCCGCUCGUCUGGUGUGAGUGGUUCCACAUCACCGGACAGAAGUGCCAACAGUGAAGAAGACCCGGGAGCGCUCGCAGUCGUCAGCGGCUACUUCUGGAUAUAUCUCGGUGUGGCUCUCUUGGCGACCUUUUUCACCGUCGGAGCGUACAUCAAACACACGAGACGCUGGCAGCAUAUUCGCCGUUAUAUGUGGUGUUCUGUGAGAUUCUGUUACAGCGUGUUGUUGGAUUUCUGCAGCAUUUAUAGGCGGUUUUGUCAAGUUUCAGGCGCAGAGACCAGACACGAAAACUGUCACAAGGACGACGAGGUGUAAUACCUCUAGGACCAAGGAUCUAUUCAGUAUAGUAACUUAUCUAGUACUUCAAGUUCUCUCCCAUACGCUCAAGUUACCCCAGCUACUCAAGGCUGAAUACACUCA
This is a messenger RNA of Canariomyces notabilis, 2217 nucleotides long. RefSeq lists its product as uncharacterized. NCBI's taxonomy places the organism in Eukaryota, Fungi, Ascomycota, Sordariomycetes, Sordariales, Chaetomiaceae. The transcript has 6 exons. The coding region runs from base 448 to 2112 and encodes 554 amino acids. The record is from RefSeq and is a predicted model, not a curated record.